Messenger RNA from Onychostoma macrolepis, 2223 nucleotides. It is a transcript of the gene zdhhc12a, whose product is annotated as zinc finger DHHC-type palmitoyltransferase 12a. Gene Ontology annotation, biological process: peptidyl-L-cysteine S-palmitoylation; protein targeting to membrane. The record is from RefSeq and is a predicted model, not a curated record. NCBI's taxonomy places the organism in Eukaryota, Metazoa, Chordata, Actinopteri, Cypriniformes, Cyprinidae. The coding region runs from base 199 to 1011 and encodes 270 amino acids. The transcript is spliced from 5 exons. Gene Ontology annotation, molecular function: protein-cysteine S-palmitoyltransferase activity. Gene Ontology annotation, cellular component: endoplasmic reticulum; Golgi apparatus.
CCCGGAAAUGUCAAUAACAAAAUCGGAGUAAUAAAAACAUACAUGACCAGCGAUUUCAUCUUAGAAAUGAGUUUAAAAUGGUUUACUUUAUGUUAAUAUAUUUUAUUAUAAGAGUACAUACAGAAUAGUACUUGUAUAUUUAAUAAUCUAGCUAUGUUUUAAGUGUUCUUAAUAUAGUUUUUGUUUAUAAGGCGCAGGAUGUUUAAAAACAUGUUUAAAUCAGGCUGUUUAGUGCGAACUGCUCAUAUCAUGCUGACCUGGCUCACGACUUUAGUCCUGUUUCUGCAUAACACAGAUCUUCGCAGGUGUCAGGAGAGAGGAGAUCUGGUCCAGCCUGUGGUGUUCAUCUCUGUGGUUCUGCUCUCUGUCCUGCUGUACUUCACUGUGUCUCUGAUGGAUCCUGGGUUUGUUCUGUCUGACAGCGACUCAAAGGGAACGUCAGCGGACAGUAAUGAAGAACUGGAACAGAUGAUUCCUCAAGAUCACAGUUCGUUAAAACAGCGACGCUGCGGCUACUGCUUUUUACUGCAACCGAUGAGGGCCAAGCACUGUAAAAUGUGUAAGCGCUGUGUGAGGCGUUUUGACCAUCAUUGUCCCUGGAUAGACAACUGUGUUGGUGAGAGGAAUCACAAAUGGUUCCUGCUGUACCUGUGUGUGCAGUUUGUUGCCGUAUCUUGGGGUUUACAGGCUUCAUGGUCCGGCGUCGUCUUUGCACCCACCUGGCAGCAGUGGUUCGCUCAGAACGGACUCGUGCUCGGGGCGUUUGCCGUGACGGCUGUGUUUUCGGUGGUCGUGCUGCUCCUGCUGUGCAUUCACCUGUACCUGGCCUCGGUGAACAGCACCACCUGGGAGUUCAUGUCACGCCAGCGCAUCGUGUACCUCAAACACUGCGACUCGGAGGAGAACCCGUUCGACAGAGGACUCAUCUGCAACCUGUGGCACUUCUGCUGCGUGUGCGGGACGGUAGCAUGGGAGAGGAUCUACGUCAGACACACCAGCGGGACUGUAUGACUGCAUUUCAACGAGGAACACUGAGUGUUUUAUUGAGCUCUUCGGAGCGUCUCUUUAGACCCAACAUUGAAGGUAUUUUUUACUAGAGCUGGGUAACGAUUUAUCGCAAGUUUUUUUGUGUACACUGCAAAAAAUCUAAAGUUGAGAAAACUUUAACUUAAACGGUUAAGGCAACUGGCUUCAGGAGAUUUUUUUCAGGUUUAUACAACAAAAAGUUGGGAAAAGGCAAAAAUCUCCUGAAGCUGGUUGCCUUAAACUUUUUAAGUUUUCUCAACUUUACAGUGUAUAUAAUAUAUAUGUGUGUGUACUGUGUAUAUUUAUUAUGUAUAUAUGUGACCCUGGACGACAAAACCAGUAUUAAGUGUCAAUUUUUCGAAAUUGAGAUUUAUGCAUCAUUAUGCUGAAUAAAUAAGCUUUCCAUUGAUGUAUGGUUUUAUUAGGAUCGGACAAUAUUUGGCCGAGAUACAACUAUUUGAAAAUCUGAGGGUGCAAAAACCUAAAUAUUGAGAAAAUCGUCUUUAAAGUUGUUCAAAUGAAUUCUUAGCAAUGCAUAUUACUAAUCAAAAAUUAAGUUUUGAUACAUUUAUAUUAAGAAAUUUACAAAAUAUCUUCAUGGAACAUGAUCUUUACUUAAUAUCCUAAUGAUUUUUGGCAUAAAAGAAAAAUCAAUAAUUUUGACCCAUACAAUGUAUUGUUGGCUAUUGCUACAAAUAUACCCCAGCGACUUAAGACUGGUUUUGUGGUCCACGGUCACAUAUUUAUGUUUAUAUAUUAAAUAUAAUAUAAAUUAUAUGCAUAUAAAUAUUUUCUAAAUAUAUGCGUGUUUUUAUAUAUACAUUAUAAAUAUACACAGUGCACACACAUAUACUUGGAACACUAAAACUUUUAUUUUGGAUGCGAUUAAUCGUUGCCCAGCACUAAUUUUUACUUAUACUGAUGUGAUGUGGUUAUUUUCGUCAUUUUUUCUAGUUAACCUGCAGGGAAUUUGCACAGUAUCUACUUGAUAAAUUAAUUAGGCCAUUAAUCAUCCUGAGUGUUUGGUAUUAAGAGAAGGAUGUUUUUGGUCUGUUUUCUACUUAUUUGUUGUAUAAUGUAUAUCUGUUCACAUAAUCAGGGAUAGUUUGUAUAAUUCACAAGAGUUUCAGUUAAACCUUGCUUUUUUUAUUGGUUUAAGUUCAUUUUAUAUGUGACUAAAUAAACUUUUGCACACAA